Molecule: messenger RNA, 5886 nt
Organism: Coregonus sp. 'balchen'
Lineage: Eukaryota; Metazoa; Chordata; Actinopteri; Salmoniformes; Salmonidae
Source: the annotation of a GenBank genome assembly
AUGGACCUGGUGGAGGUGUUUGCUGUGUCGUCUGAGGUGCCUCCUAGUUCUAGCGCCAACCCCUGGGACCUGCCAGGGGGGAACAUCCGCACCCCUCUCCACCACCCCCUCCCCCAGGCCCAGGCUGCUGCUGGGGCUGGUCACCUGCCUGGGGCUGGGGCAGCCUCCGACCCCUGGGACUCACUGGGUAAGAGCUGCUCCAAGCCUCUAAAGAGCUCUAACUCUUAACAGCCGGUCCCAAUUCACUCCCUAACCCUUCAACCUUGGCCCUACCCCUUCCUCGUAUUGGUCUGGAUAUGUAUACACAGUGUAGUUAGGACCAGGGGAAGGGAUAGAACCAGGGGGAAGGGAUAGGACCAGGGGGAAGGGAUAGGACCAGGGGGAAGGGAUAGGACCAGGGGAAGGGAUAGGGCCAGGGGGAAGGGAUAGGACCAGGGGGAAGGAUAGGGCCAGGGGGAAGGGAUAGGACCAGGGGGAAGGGAUAGGACCAGGGGGAAGGGAUAGGGUCAGGGGGAAGGGAUGGACCAAGGGGGACAGGGAUAGGCCAGGGGGAAGGGAUAGGGCUCACAGGGGAAGGGAUAGGGCCAGGGGGAAGGAUAGUACCAGGGUGACAGGGACUAGGCCCAGGGAUGAUACUCUAAUGACUCAGCUGCUCGAAUGAUAAUCUAACUAUGGCCUGAUCAGGACUACUGUCCUCAGUCAAGGGGUAAUAGUGUAGGUCCUGUCAGUAUUGACAUCACGCUGCCUCAGUACAGCAGGACACAGGCGUCACUGCUGCUAGGGCACGACUCAUGACUCGACAGACUACCUAUGUCUUCAGAUGAUUUAGUACAGUUACUGUCUGUCUCAGUGAUGACUCUUUAAUACGUUGAAGUAUGUUGCUCAGUCGACUGAUCAUUAAACGUAAGUUACUGCGCCAAAUCCACUGACUCCAGGGAAUACAUUUACAGCUACUGCCCUCAUCAGCACGACCAUAAACAGGUACCAGUCUACUGUCUGGCCCAUAGCACUGACCAUGGGAUAGCGUCAGUCUACUGUCUGCCCCAGUCAGGACUCAUUAUACAGUUAAGUACGUCUGCUCCCAGUCAGACAGACUCAUAAUCAGUUACAUCUAGUCCGUCCAGUCAGCACUGACUCUUAAUACCAGUACGUCUCUGUCUGGCCGUCGCACUGAUCAUAGAUCAGUUACAGUCUAUGUUGCCAUCAGUCAGCACUGACUCAUUAAUACAGUUACAGUCUACUGUCGCUCAGUCAGCACGAUCAUUAGACAGGUGGAAGCUAUGUCUGCUCAUCAGCAGACUCAGUGAUACAGUUACAGUCACUGGAGGCAUAGCAACGCAUUAAAGCAUACGGCUACUCGGGCUAGUCGUUAUGACCAGGAUAAGUACUAGCGACCAGCGAAAGGAUAGACCAUGGAAUAAUACGUACUGUGGCAUCAGCAUGACUCAUGGAUACAGUACAGUACUGGUACCAUGGCGCAUACAGGCAUAUCGCUCUACUGCGGGACAGAUCAGGACGUCAUGGAAAGGAAGUACAGUUACGUGUCUCAGUCACCAGUGAUAGAUAGAGAUACAUUACUGUUCCUGUCACCAUCAUAUGCUACUGUCUGCCCUCAGUCAGCACUGACUCAUUAAUACAGUUACAGUCUACUGUCUGUCCUCAGUCAGCACUGACUCAUUAAUACAGUUAGCUACUAUCUCUCUCUCUGCUCACACUGCAUAUUAAUGUAGCCAUUACAGUCUACUUCUUGUCACCUCAUACGACUGUAUCCUAAUACAGUUACAUCUACUUCUGCUCACCACUCAUACUGUACUGUGCCAUUAACAUUACUCUCUUCUGUCCACCAUCAUACUGUGAGGCCAAUAUUAAUACAGUUACAGUCUACUGUCUGCCCUCCAGCAUUAUCCCAGCAUUAUCUCUCUCUCUCGCUCGCUAUCUCUGCUCACCACUUAUACUGUACUGUCUGCCCUCCAGCAUUAUCUCUCUCUCUGCUCACCACUCGUACUGUACUGUCUGCCCUCCAGCAUUAUCUCGCUCUCUGCUCACCACUCAUACGGUACUGUAGGCCAAUAACAUUAUCUCUCUCUCUGCUCACCACUCAUACUGUACUGUAGGCCAAUAACAUUAUCUCUCUCUCUGCUCACCACUCAUACGGUACUGUAGGCCAAUAACAUUAUCUCUCUCUCUGCUCACCACUCAUACUGUAGGUCAAUAACAUUAUCUCUCUCUCUGCUCACCACUCAUACUGUAGGCCAAUAACAUUAUCUCUCUCUCUGCUCACCACUCAUACUGUACUGUAGGCCAAUAGCCCAAAUCAAUUGAUUACAUAAUGUGUUCCAGGCUCUGGUAGUUAUUCUCUUACCAAUACACACCCUCAUAUAAAAGAAAACUGUGAAACAGUUUGCAAAUAAUGUUAAUAAAGCUUUGUGUAACUCUAAUGGAAUGUUUAUGAUCUGCUUAUAGACGUGUAAUAAUGUAAAUCCUUACCCUGUCCUGUUACUGCAGUGGAGGCUCGCUCCACUCCCCCUGUGAUAGAGUCUCCCUGGAUGGUUCCUCCCACCUCCAGUAGCUCCGCCCCUCCUUGGGAGCGUAGCCGGUCCCCUCCGGACCCCUGGGAGAACCCGGGGGUAGCAGACCCAUUCUCUGUCCCAGCUGUUCUUCGAACUGGCAGCCCUACAGGUGACUGGCUAUCUCUGGCUCCCUAUGGCUAAACACGCACACACACACACACACACACACACACACACACACACUCACACUCACAGAGACACAGACACACAGACACACAGAGACACACACACACAGAGACACACACACACACACACACAGAGACACACACACACACACAGAGACACACACACACACAGAGACACAGACUCACAGAGACACACACACAGAGAGACACACACACACAGAGACACACACACACAGAGACACACACACACAGAGACACACACACACAGAGACACACACACACACACAGAGACACACACACACAGAGACACACACACACACAGAGACACACACACACAGAGACACACACACACACACACACAGAGACACACGCACAGAGACACACGCACAGAGACACACGCACAGAGACACACGCACAGAGACACACACACAGAGACACACAGAGACACACACACACACACACAGAGACACACACACACACACACACAGAGAGACACACACACACAGAGACACACACACAGAGACACACACACACACAGACACACACACACACAGACACACACACAGACACAGACACACACACAGACACAGACACACACACAGACACUGACACACACACACAGACACACACACCUGCUACCUUUUGUUUAACACAUUUCUAUGUAUCAUGUAACAACAUGUAACAUACAGUGAGGGAAAAAAGUAUUUGAUCCCCUGCUGAUUUUGUACGUUUGCCCACUGACAAAGAAAUUAUCAGUCUAUAAUUUUAAUGGUAGGUUUAUUUGAACAGUGAGAGACAGAAUAACAACAACAAAAUACAGAAAAACGCAUGUCAAAAAUGUUAUAAAUUGAUUUGCAUUUUAAUGAGGGAAAUAAGUAUUUGACCCCCUCUCAAUCAGAAAGAUUUCUGGCUCCCAGGUGUCUUUUAUACAGGUAACGAGCUAAGAUUAGGAGCACACUCUUAAAGGGAGUGCUCCUAAUCUCAGUUUGUUACCUGUAUAAAAGACAGCUGUCCACAGAAGCAAUCAAUCUGAUUCCAAACUCUCCACCAUGGCCAAGACCAAAGAGCUAUCCAAGAAUGUCAGGGACAAGAUUGUAGACCUACACAAGGCUGGAAUGGGCUACAAGACCAUCGCCAAGCAGCUUGGUGAGAAGGUGACAACAGUUGGUGCGAUUAUUCGCAAAUGGAAGAAACACAAAAUAACUGUCAAUCUCCCUCGGCCUGGGGCUCCAUGCAAGAUCUCACCUCGUGGAGUUGCAAUGGUCAUGAGAACGCCCAGAACGGGAGGAUCUUGUCAAUGAUCUCAAGGCAGCUGGGACCAUAGUCACCAAGAAAACAAUUGGUAACACACUACGCCGUGAAGGACUGAAAUCCUGCAGCACCCGCAAGGUCCCCCUGCUCAAGAAAGCACAUAUACAGGCCCGUCUGAAGUUUGCCAAUGAACAUCUGAAUGAUUCAGAGGAGAACUGGGUGAAAAUGUUGUGGUCAGAUGAGACCAAAAUCGAGCUCUUUGGCAUCAACUCAACUCGCCGUGUUUGGAGGAGGAGGAAUGCUGCCUAUGACCCCAAGAACACCAUCCCCACCGACAAACAUGGAGGUGGAAACAUUAUGCUUUGGGGAUGUUUUUCUGCUAAGGAGACAGGACAACUUCACCGCAUCAAAGGGACGAUGGACGGGGCCAUGUACCGUCAAAUCUCGGGUGAGAACCUCCUUCCCUCAGCCAGGGCAUUGAAAAUGGGUCGUGGAUGAGUAUUCCAGCAUGACAAUGACCCAAAACACACGGCCAAGGCAACAAAGGAGUGGCUAAGGAAGAAGCACAUUAAGGUCCUGGAGUGGCCUAGCCAGUCUCCAGACCUUAAUCCCAUAGAAAAUCUGUGGAGGGAGCUGAAGGUUCGAGUUGCCAAACGUCAGCCUCGAAACCUUAAUGACUUGGAGAAGAUCUGCAAAGAGGAGUGGGACAAAAUCCCUCCUGAGAUGUGUGCAAACCUGGUGGCCAACUACAAGAAACGUCUGACCUCUGUGAUUGCCAACAAGGGUUUUGCCACCAAGUACUAAGUCAUGUUUUGCAGAGGGGUCAAAUACUUAUUCCCCUCAUUAAAAUGCAAAUCAAUUUAUAAUAUUUUUGACAUGCGUUUUUCUGGAAUUUUGUUGUUGUUGUUAUUUUGUCUCUCACUGUUCAAAUAAACCUACCAUUAAAAUUAUAGACUGAUCAUGUCUUUGUCAGUGGGCAAACGUACAAAAUCAGCAGGGGAUCAAAUACUUUUUUCCUUCACUGCAUGUAUGUACGGGUAGAAGCAUACAUUUCUAAACAUAUUUGAACAUUUAAACAUAUUUGUACUCUCCAUUAGAUGGUGACCUGUUUGACGAGGCGAUGGACGGAGGUCAUUUCAGCCUGAACAGUCGUGGUGAGGGUGAGGGCAGCCCGGAGCUGUUUGAUCUGUCUCGUUUAGUGGACAGUCUGGGGGUCCCCAGCCCUCGGACCUGCCGGACCCCUGAAUCCUUCCUGGGGCCCACAGGGGCCUCCCUGGUCAAUCUGGACAGCCUGAUACCAGCCAACCCCCCAGCCAAAACCAAGAACCCCUUCCUCUCAGGUGAACACAGCCAACCAUACCAUGUACCCCAUCCAAAAGUGCUACUCAGUCACUUACUCAGAUCUGGGGCAAUUACAGCUUGAAGUUUGCUCUUUUGGGACUAUUCCAUUGAUCCUAUCGUAGCUUACUGGGCAAACUUAAUAAUCAAGUGCAGGUAAAGUAUUUAAACAUUUAAUGUGUAAUGGUUAAAAGUGCUUCUACUGACUCUCUCUCUCUCUCUCUCUCUCUCUCUACCUCUCUCCCUCUGUCUCUCUCCCCAACCUCUCUCUACCCCCCUCUCUCUCUUCCCCUAUCUCCUUCCCCCCUCCAGGUCUGAGUGCUCCAUCUCCCCUCAACCCGUUCCAGAGUGAACAGCCUCGUCUCACUCUGAAUCAGAUGCGUCCCAGCUCCACGUCCCCCGUCCCCCCCUCCGGUCCUCCCUCCCUGCCCUACAGUGCUUCUCUGCCCCUGCCCUCCAGCCACCAGCCGGCCAGCCUUCCCUCCUCCCUCACCCAGCCCACCCAGGGAGCCCUGGACAUACCUGGGCUGCCACAGCCCCUGCUACCCCUCUCAUCCAUCUUGUCUCUGGGAGACCAGCACAGUCAGAACCCCUUCCUAUGA